This is a messenger RNA of Penicillium taxi, 2553 nucleotides long. RefSeq lists its product as uncharacterized. The coding region runs from base 1 to 2553 and encodes 850 amino acids. Gene Ontology annotation, biological process: carbohydrate metabolic process; peptidoglycan turnover. Gene Ontology annotation, molecular function: acyltransferase activity, transferring groups other than amino-acyl groups; hydrolase activity, hydrolyzing O-glycosyl compounds. NCBI's taxonomy places the organism in Eukaryota, Fungi, Ascomycota, Eurotiomycetes, Eurotiales, Aspergillaceae. The transcript is spliced from 4 exons. The record is from RefSeq and is a predicted model, not a curated record.
AUGACAGAUCUGCAGAAGCAAGUCGGUCAGCUGUUUGCGGUCGGUUUCCAUGGCCAGACCCCCAGUGCGGAGAUCAAGAUACUGAUCCAUGACUAUCAUGUUGGAGGCAUUGUUCUCUUCUCUCGUAAUUUUAAGAAUGCCCAGCAGCUUCGAGCAUUGACUCUCGCUCUGCAACAUGAGGCUCGCAUGGCAGGCCACCAACGACCUUUAUUCAUCGGAAUUGACCAAGAGAAUGGACUAGUCACCCGGAUUUCUCCUCCAAUUGCUACUCAGAUCCCUGGCCCAAUGGCUCUAGGAGCUACUCAUGACCCGAAGCAUGCCUUUCAAGCGGGACAAGCCACUGGAGAGAUUCUUAGUUUCUUUGGCAUCAAUAUGAACUAUGCACCGGUUUGUGAUAUCAACUCAGAGCCCCUAAACCCAGUCAUUGGAGUCCGCAGCCCGGGUGAUAACCCAGAGUUUGUGGGACGAUUUGCAAGCGCAACUGCGCGGGGUCUUCGAGACCAGAAGAUCAUCCCUAGUGUGAAGCACUUUCCUGGUCACGGCGCCACUACCGUUGACUCACACUAUGGACUCCCAGUGAUUUCAAAGACGCUGGAUCAACUGGAACGGUGCGAACUGAUUCCAUUCCGCCGAGCAGUGGCUGAAGACAUUGAGACAGUCAUGACUGCCCAUAUCUCACUGCCUAGCAUUGAUGACAAGCUGCCCGCAACGCUGUCACCAAAAGUGCUUGGUAUACUGCGCAAAGACAUGGCAUAUGACGGUAUGAUUAUUACUGACUGUUUGGAAAUGGAUGGCAUCCGAUCAACAAUAGGCACUAAACAGGGGUCGGUUCUUGCCAUUCAAGCCGGUAGUGACAGUGUCAUGAUCUGCCAUACAUUUGACGUGCAGAUUUCCUCUAUCAAGGGUGUAUGCAAAGCUGUCGAAACUGGAAACAUCCAGCUUUCUCAACUAGCGGAUGCCUCUCGUCGAGUUGCUCAUGUUAAGGACAAAUUCCUGAACUGGGACACCGCAUGUCAACAACAAAAUCUAGCAAUUCUUGAUGCGCUGAAUGAACGAAUCUCUAUUUUUUGUAAAGAUGCAUAUGAGCGUUCUGUUACGCUUGUUCGCGAUCAAAAUAAGAUUCUUCCAUUAUUGAAAACUUCGAAUAUUGUCUUUCUCUUCCCAGGUGACAAGACUCCCGCAGGCGGUGCAGUUGAUGGAGAGGGUAUGGGUCGAAAAGGCUCUUACAGCGCUACUGUUUAUCUUGAUGCCCUUCGACUUCAUAAUCACUCCAUCACUGAAAUCAGAUAUGGAGAGAGCGGCCUAUCAACAGAGGAACUGGAUCUUAUCAAGGCUGCUGAUGCUGUUAUUUUUGUCUCAAUAAAUGCGCGCGAAUCUCCAUAUCAGGAAAUUCUUGGCCAUGAGCUCCCUCGGCUGACUAAAUCUUUGGUAGCGAUUGCCGCAUGCAGUCCUUAUGACUUUCUCGAAGUCCCCAAAAUUCAAACUUAUAUUGCCACUUAUGAACCAACAAUCGAAAGCUUUUCUGUGGCCGCCAGAAUCAUCUUUGGAGAUUCCAAACCAAAGGGCUCUCUUCCAAUCGGCCCAAGUGUGUCCUCAAAAUCAAAUGGCACCAUACUACCAUUUGAUGCGGGAAAAGACCUUGACGAGAUGAUAUCGACGUGGGAAGCAGCAUUGCCGACCUAUCUCAUUCCUGCUGAGGACCUACGGUCGUUAAUUGCCCAACCUAACGCACAUCAUUUCGUUGCUCGUACCGGACUAGAACUGACCGGAUUCUGUCUUGCCUUUUUAAAUGCUCACGGUCCACCCGAAACUGUCCAUAUUGCAGCCCUGGUCGUGUCUCCAAAGUAUCAAGGUCAAGGAAUCGGAACAUCUCUCUUAGCCGAGACUCGCUCUUAUUUCAGAACCCAGUUCCGAUUGAACUCUUUGAAGCUAGGCAGUUCUUUCCCACGCUUUUGGCCCGGGAUACCUCGUGAUCUUCCGGAGUCCGUCCAAGAUUUCUUCACUCACCGUGGCUUUCGACUCAGUCGGCCGGGCUCCAGAUCCGUUGAUUUAUACCAGGAUAUCCGGAAUUUCCAAUCACCUGAGAAGUAUAUGGACCGAGCACGGGAGAGGGGUUUCCGCUUUGCAGCAUUGCAACCCGAAGAUUAUGAGGCGUGUAUCAUCGGGCAGACGAAGAACUUUUCUGAUAAAGCGGGCUGGGUCGAAGGGUAUAUAAAAUUACACCCAAGCGAAUAUCCCGACUGCAUCAUGACUGCUUUCGAUUCUCAGAACCAACAAGUUGGAUGGACAUUUAUGCUCCCCCCAUCGCCUGUCGUAAACAAAAUUUGGGCAUUCCCCCAAACUUGUGGCCCAAAGACUGGUUUGAUCGGUGCUGUUGGUGUUGAUGCUGACCACCGAAAAUCUGGAAUUGGAUUGGCAAUGCUAUGCCAUGCCAUUGAGAAUAUGAAGCAGCGAGGGAUAGAGGGGGUAUUUGUGGACUGGGUUGCUCUUGAUGGCUGGUAUGAGCAGAUCGGUUUUGAGACUUGGAGAAGUUACCGUCCUGGAGAAAUCUGA